Desarmillaria tabescens is the source of this 1450-nucleotide messenger RNA. Its product is annotated as glycoside hydrolase family 43 protein. Bases 372 to 1325 code for a protein of 317 amino acids. The record is from RefSeq and is a predicted model, not a curated record. Gene Ontology annotation, biological process: carbohydrate metabolic process. The transcript has 15 exons. NCBI's taxonomy places the organism in Eukaryota, Fungi, Basidiomycota, Agaricomycetes, Agaricales, Physalacriaceae. Gene Ontology annotation, molecular function: arabinan endo-1,5-alpha-L-arabinosidase activity.
GUUCAUUUCUCGAUUCGAACGCCCACCAAGAACGCACAACAUGGCCCUUACCGUUCUGUGAACACCACGGCUACAGUAUGAUGUUUCACCGUAUGUGUACCUGAAAGGGUAUCGUCGAUUUGGCCCGCGGAUGCGAAUAUUACUUAGAGGAAUAAGGCCUAGUAGUACCGGCGCGCGACACGAAGCUCCAUUGGAACUUGAUUAGACCCGGCGCCUGGUCACCAUAUCGACAACUCACUAAUUUCUUCCGGUUUCUCCUGUGUUUUUCCUCAGAAAUUCUCUGACUGCAAGCGAUGUUCCAGAUCCAGUCAGCCUGAGCUCUAUAAAAGCCGUUCGACCCUCGACUCCUUCAACAGAUAGUUCUAUCCUCGAUGGCUUCCCGUCUUGCCUCGUCGUUCUUUCAAUUCCUCUGUGUCGUGCUGACAUGUGCCAGCGUCUGUCGCGCCUAUGUUGGCCCUGGCACUGUCACCGGUGAUACUGAGACGCAUGAUCCUACCAUUUGUAAGGACAGUGACGGGAAAUAUUUCUUGUUCGCAACCGCUGUUGGUAUCUCAAUCACUACUUCCACGGACAGGACAGCAUGGACGUACCAGGGAUUGGUGUGGCCCGACGGUGCAAGUUGGACCGACGAUUACACCGGUACUUCCAACGGAAAUUUGUGGGCCCCCGACUGCUACUACGAUGGUAGCAAGUUCUGGCUUUACUAUGCAGCAUCCAGCUUCGGGUCCCAGGAUUCGGCUAUCUUCUUGGCAACUUCUACGACUGGUGCUCCUGGAACCUGGACCAAUAAGGGUCUAGUAACAUCGACUUCGUCUGGUGACAGUUAUAAUGCUAUUGACCCCAAUCUCUUCAUUUCUGGAAGCACCUGGUAUCUCAGUCUCGGAAGCUUUUGGACAGGUAUCAAGUUGAUGAAGCUCAGCUCAUCCACGGGACUUUCUUCCAGUUCUUCAGUUACGUCGUUGGCUGAACGUACGGAUGACGAUGGCGCCGUGGAAGCCAGCAGCAUCUACAAAUACGGGAGUUACUACUAUCUUUUCACGUCUUGGGAUAUCUGCUGUGAGGGAACGUCCAGUACCUAUAACAUCCGUGUUGGAAGGUCAACAAGCAUCUCCGGUACCUAUUACGAUCAAGAUGGCGUUUCUCUUCUUGAGGGCGGAGGAACGCUUGUAUUGGAGAGUCACGACAACAUCUAUGGACCCGGCGGUCAAGACGUUUACGAAGAUAGUGACGGUCCUAUUCUUGUAUACCACUAUUACACCUCAUCGGGCAGCUAUCUCGGCAUCAACCUCCUCGACUUUUCUACGGGCUGGCCAGUGGUCGCUUGAAGUUUAUAACAACGUUUGUUGGCGCAUACUUAUCUUUUAAUCAAAUUUUGAGAUACAAUUCAGCUUCUUUUUUAUGGAAAAUGAGCAACAUCUGAGAUCUGUGCCAAUGGUGAUACUGAUUCCCC